GCUCAUUUGAAUUUGAAUGAAUUCAAAUUCGUCUUUUAACUAUGGUGAAGCAAAAUGGUACCACUCUUUCCAACAAUAACAACAGAAGAUGGCUCAUCAAAUAAUCAGAAGCCAAUUUCCAUCCAGAGGCUGGUUCCUCAACAGACAACUGCUACACAUCAGUUCAAGCACCUGCCGGCCGGGCGGCUGCAGUCGGCCGUGGCGCGGGCGGCUGCCGACCUGCAGCUGGAGCAGACCACCCGCUCGCUGCUGCAGGCACUCAACCUCCAGCAGACGCAGCCGACGAGCGGCAGCGCUGAGCGGCGGCAGCGGCGGCCCGGCCCCAGCCGUGCCGAGCUCGAUCAAACAGCGCACAGCGACUCAGAAGUGUCGAGCAUUUCGCACAGACGCGACAAUGAAGCCUGCGACUCGGUCCAGCACAUCCCCACGGCUACAACGCUGCUUAGCGAACAAGCCACCCAGACGCAGUGCUCGGCAGAGGCCGGCCGGCCGGGCGGCGGCCAGCUGCCGUCGCUGCACCUGCUGCGCACACUGCGCGGCCGACUGGUCAGCGCCCUCCAGCAGGUGGGCCAGCUGCGCGCGCAGGCGCCCUGGCAGAGUCGCGUGCUCGACCAGCUCGACUGGGACCGCAAGGUGGCCAGAAUGGACGAGUUCCACGCCAAAAUCACCCGAGAGAUGUACAUCCUGACGAGACAGGUGGACCUGAUCAUGGAUAAUGUCUGCAGCAUCCCGCGCACACGGGUGACGUCAUCACUAAAGGGUGACGUCAUCAGGAAGCUGGUGCGCGCGCACCGAUCCGCCCUACGAGUGACGCAGGCGUUCGCGCAGAACUACUGGGACGGCUCUCUGGACGGCCGUCAGGCGGGCCGGUUUCUGCAGCUGCUCUCUGUGUGUCGCAGUCUGACCGACGUCUGCCAGCACCUGGACCUCGAGUCGGCAGAGAUCGCCGACCUGCCAGAGCGGCUGGCGGCCAUGGUUCGUCAGCACGUCACCACGGCCGGGGACGUGGGCUCGCUGAUCCGGGAGAUGGCGCUGGGCCGGUUUGGCCCGGCGGCGGCCGAGGCAGCGGCCACGGUCAGCGCGCGGAGCGGCGGGCGGGCCCGGCCGACGGGGACGGCGCGGAGCCGCGGCCACCCGGCCGGACGACAGCCGCCGCACAGGGUCAAGUCGACCAUUGACCGGCUGCGCUCGGGUCGGCCCGGUGAGAAGCUAUCGGUGCGCAGCGCACCCACUGUCCGUCGGCCGGCCGGCCGACCUAGAGCCGCCCGGCCCGGCUCGGCCCCGCACGCCGUGAACAAGGCCCGGGCGGGCGGUGAGCGUGCUCCGCUGCCGCCGCUGCCGGAGGAGGGUGACGCCUCCAGCUCUGACGAGGACCCGUGGAGCCGCGCCGGUCCCGGACCGGCCGACUGGUCGGCGCCUGAUCGGCCGCCGGACGUGCUGACGGCCACUGUAGAACAGGCCGUGCGCCGGGCUCUCUCCGAGGUCGCCGCCGCUCCGGGGCUGCCGGGGGAGACGGCCGCGCAGCUCCACAGACGGGGGGACAGGGGAGGCACCGAGAGCGGGACCGAACGCCUGACGGACCGGAGAGACGCGGGGGAUAGAGAGCAGGGUGCCGGGGAGGCCGGCGGGCGGGUCGGGCCGGUCGCUGGCGGCGGGGACAGCCCGGACGGACCGCCGGACUCUCAGCAGCAGGCCGCGGAGGGCCGCGGCCCGGCCGGUAACAGUACCAGCGGGGACCGGCCGGCGCGACGGCGGAGCAGCGUCAAACAGCAGACAAAGCGUGAGGCGGAGAGGUCUCGGCGCCAACUGCGUCACGUGCUGGCCCGGCUGGAGGAGCUACAGCGACAGAGAGCCGUCAUCCGCCGGCGCUGGGCGCCGCUGCUGCUGGCCAGGUCACGCAGUGAGGAGGACGCUAUUUAUCUGGAUAUGGACCCGGACCUGGACUCGGCUGAACUCGACCUGACCGCCGCACAGGUCACUGGCGGUGGCACCGGCCGACAGGGGACGCAUCCCGGGGUCGAGCUGACAGCCGCGCAGGACACCGGCCGGCAGGGGACGCGGGCCGACGCCGCCACAUCCACCUCGACCCUGGCCGUGCCGCCGGAGCCGGGGCCGGGUGCGGGGCUGGGCGCCGACCAGCGCCGCUGCGUCCGGGACGUGUUCGCGGCGGAGGCUCUGGACCCGCGGCUGCGCACCGACCUGACCGAGCAGCUCCGUGGGCUGCUGGGCAGCUGCGACGACAGCGCCGUCAGCAGCCUGCCCCAGGAGCUGGUGAACCAGUUGGUGGACGAGUUCAUCUCGGAGGCCGGCGUGGACAUCUUCCUCCAGCAGCUCUUCAACCAGGAGUUUGAGCUGCGCUAGCGCCACUCGGGGAACCCGGUGAUAGUGUGUAGUUGUACGAAUCGCGACCUCUCAUCGAACGAACACUGCCAGCUUCAUACCUCAACCGUUAUAAUAUAUUGUGAGCGUUCA
This is a messenger RNA of Amphibalanus amphitrite, 2472 nucleotides long. RefSeq lists its product as uncharacterized. The coding region runs from base 55 to 2361 and encodes 768 amino acids. The record is from RefSeq and is a predicted model, not a curated record. Lineage: Eukaryota; Metazoa; Arthropoda; Thecostraca; Balanomorpha; Balanidae. The transcript is spliced from 13 exons.